CGACCGCAUCUUGGCGCCCGAUUCGGCUCGCCAUGUCAUCAUCCGCCCUUCGUGCGCGCGACAUCCUCCGCCCGAUCCUCCUCCUUAAAUCGCGCCUUCCCUCUCCUUCCACCCCCCCGCGCCGCCCCCGCCUCCUCUCCUCUUCCCCUCCUCGCGACCGAAACCCUAAUCGCCGCCCCCUCUCCGCCGCCAUGGGCUCCGUCUCCGCCGCCGCGGAGGCGCUCCCGCCGCUCCGAUACCCCGCCGUUCGCCGUGACGACUCCGUCGUCGACGACUACCACGGCGUCCGCGUCGCGGACCCCUACCGAUGGUUGGAGGAUCCGGACGCGGAGGAGGUGAAGGAGUUCGUGGAGAAGGAGGCGGCGCUCACGGACUCCGUGCUGGCGCAGUGCGGGGAGAGGGAGAAUCUCCGGAGGCAGAUCACGACGUUGUUCGAUCACCCGCGAUACGACACCCCCUUCAAGCGCGGGGGCAAGUACUUCUAUUUUUACAACUCCGGUCUCCAAGCCCAGAGCGUUCUUUAUGUCCAGAAUGAUUUGGAAGGCGAAGCGGAAGUUCUUUUGGAUCCAAACAGCCUCAGCGAGGACGGGACGGUGGCUCUCGCUAUUUUAUCUAUAAGCAAGGAUGGCAAGUAUCUUGCUUAUGGGCUUAGCGCGAGCGGUAGUGAUUGGGUUACAAUCAAAGUGAUGAGCAUUGAGGAUAAGCAGCCUUUACCCGACACAUUAUCCUGGGUAAAGUUCUCAACAAUCAGCUGGACCCAUGACGGGAAGGGGUUCUUUUAUGGUAGAUAUCCAGCUCCCAAGGAAGGCACUGAUGUGGAUGCUGGGACAGAGACAAAUAUCAAUUUGAAUCACGAACUGUACUACCAUUUCUUAGGUACUGAUCAGUCGGAGGAUAUAUUGUGUUGGAAAGACCCUGAGCACCCUAAGUAUAUGUUUACUGCCUCUGUAACUAAAGAUGGCAAGUAUGCUCUUUUAUCUAUUGAAGAAAGUUGUGACCCUGUGAAUAAACUAUAUUACUGCGACUUGUCUUCUCUUCCUCAUGGUCUGGAAGGCUUCAAAGGGACCAAUGAACUGCUUCCUUUCGUCAAGCUUAUCGACAAUUUUGAAGCAAGUUAUCAAGAAGUGGCAAAUGAUGAUACUGAAUUCACAUUUCUAACUAACAAAGGAGCUCCAAAAUACAAGCUAGUAAGAGUAGACCUUAAGAACCCGGAGUUGUGGACUGAAGUUGUUCCAGAAAAUGAAAAAGACGUGCUAGAGUCAGUUUAUGCAGUUAAUAAUAGCCAGCUGUUACUGAGUUAUUUGUCAGAUGUCAAGUAUGCCCUGCAGAUAAGGGAUUUGAAGACAGGAAAGUUGCUUCAUCAUUUACCUAUAGACAUUGGCAGUGUAUCUGGGAUUUCUGGUAGAAGAGAAGAUAGUGAGGUUUUCAUUGGCUUCACUAGCUUCCUUACACCAGGCAUUAUCUAUAGAUGCAACUUAGCAGCAGAAGUCCCAGAAAUGAAGAUCUUCCGAGAAAUAUCUGUUCCUGGAUUUGAUCGCACUAGUUUUGAGGUUAAACAGGCUUUUGUCCCUAGUAAGGAUGGAACCAAGAUCCCCAUGUUCAUCGUGUCCAAGAGGAAUAUUGAACUUGAUGGAUCACAUCCAACUUUGUUAUAUGGCUAUGGAGGAUUUAACAUAAGUCUUACCCCUUCUUUUAGUGUAAGUCGUAUUGUUCUAGCAAAGAACUUGGGCUUUGUCUUCUGUAUAGCAAAUAUCCGAGGUGGUGGCGAAUAUGGGGAAGAAUGGCACAAAGCUGGAUCCCUUGCAAAGAAACAGAACUGCUUUGAUGACUUUAUUGCUGCUGCUGAAUUCCUUAUUUCUGCUGGUUACACCACCUCUGAACGAUUAUGUAUUGAAGGCGGAAGCAACGGAGGGCUUCUAAUUGCUGCUUGCAUAAAUCAGCGACCAGAUCUUUUUGGGUGUGCUCUUGCUCACGUGGGUGUUAUGGACAUGCUUCGCUUUCACAAAUUCACCAUAGGUCAUGCAUGGACUUCGGACUAUGGUUGCUCAGAUAAUGAGGAAGAAUUCCACUGGCUCAUUAAGUACUCUCCUCUGCACAAUGUAAAAAGACCAUGGGAGAAAACUGGCAAUCCAAAUAGCCAGUACCCAUCUACAAUGCUGUUGACAGCUGAUCAUGAUGAUAGAGUUGUGCCAUUGCACUCGUUGAAGUUACUAGCAACUAUGCAAUAUGUCCUCUGCACAAGCGUGGAGGACAGCCCACAGACCAACCCAAUCAUUGCUCGGAUUGAGCGGAAGUCUGGACAUGGAUCUGGCCGCCCUACUCAGAAAAUGAUUGAUGAAGCUGCUGAUCGUUAUAGCUUUGCGGCAAAGAUGUUGGGGGUUUCGUGGAUCGAUUGAGAUUACCAGAUAACUUUUAUUAGAUGAAGGGGGGAAGAUGAAGAAUAGUAUUGAAUUGGCUCAAAAAGAAUAAGGAAUGGUUGAGUUCUAUGUAUGCGAAAUGGGUUGAGAAUAUUUGUUUAAAAGUGCAUGUCUAAAAAACUUGACAUAGAUGUGUUUUGUUUCUGUUAUAAUUUCUGAUGUUCCAAUAACUUUGUGGUGUCUGACACAGAUUCAUUGUACAGCCCAACUGAAGAAAUUCAACACGGAAGGGGGGCAAAAGGAUUUCUUUUCAAUUGCUUGUGAUUGUGAGAUGUGAACAAAUGUCGAUACUUACCAAUCAGCAAUUGUAUUUGACAGAAUCAAAUACAGUUAUAUAAAUGCUCGCUCAUUAGAUUCUGCAAA
This is a messenger RNA of Ananas comosus (pineapple), 2780 nucleotides long. Its product is annotated as prolyl endopeptidase-like. The transcript is spliced from 12 exons. Gene Ontology annotation, cellular component: cytosol. Bases 33 to 2396 code for a protein of 787 amino acids. Gene Ontology annotation, molecular function: oligopeptidase activity; serine-type endopeptidase activity. The record is from RefSeq and is a predicted model, not a curated record. Lineage: Eukaryota; Viridiplantae; Streptophyta; Magnoliopsida; Poales; Bromeliaceae. Gene Ontology annotation, biological process: proteolysis.